AUGGCGGAGGAGGCGAUCACAAAGCUGCAAGCAUCGGUGCUGAAAAUGAUGAACGAUCAAUCGGAACAAUACGAGCUCAAGCUUGACAGCAAUAUAGAAUCAGGGAAUUCAACGCAGCAACAGAUCCGAGAAUUAAGUAACCGAAUCAUCAUCUUGGAGGCGGACAAGGAUGGUCUAUUGUCGCGCUUGGAGAGUAAAGCACGGCAUAUCGAAGAGUUGGAAGCCACACUUGCUGAGCGAACGACCCAAUAUAGAAAUGCCAACACACGCGCCAUCAAGUACAGCACGAUGUUACUCAAUGUAACUGGCAAGGGCAAAGCUUCUAUAUCAGCAGACGAUCUUCAGCUGGGUAGGUGGCGUAAUGGUACUGCAGCCGACACGCCUAGGUCUAACAAUGAUUCGUCAUCUAUCACGAAGGAGUCCGGUAGCGAAUACCAACGAAUUUCUGGAAAUAAGAAUGUUGAUAACCAGGCAAUCUUUGGACACAGAAAUCAAACCGGUACGGCUGCCCGUAUAUCAGCUCCAGGCGAAUCAAUGGAUAUCCGACGCGUAGACUGGGAUGUGCAUGGCAAUGGGAAAUCUCCUUCAGGAGCACUUAUCAUUCCUGCGCCAAUCGAUGAAAUCACCAAUCACAGCCGACAAGAUGGACAGAAUAGUUCUGAAUUGGCGUCUGUACCAGUCUCACGAGAACAAUCUGAUCCGUUUUCACGAUCAAACGCAGCAAAGAAAUCCAUCUCAAUUAGGCAUGCACAUCUGGAUGUGAGAAGAAGAUCACAGAGUCAUGGAAAGGACACUUGUGAGGUCAAUGUGGUCGAGGACAAGUCACGAACAUACAACUCGACGAAACAAGGUUUUAACAGAUUCCAGAAGAGUGUGGGGACUAUAGCACUGCGAAAACAGAGCAUACAUGACACCGACAACAGCGCUACCAACCCUCAAGACAGUGGCACAGUCAUUCAGUUCGAGGCAGAAAGCAAGGCUUCGCAAUUGGAUGUAGCUGAGAAAAAUGUCCCAAAGGAUGACGGAGGUACAGAGGAAUGCAAUUUCAACUGUCCGCAGGUACUACGGCAGCACGCGCAUGAAGACCAGCCAAAGGGAAUGCGGAGGAGUGGACGUCCGGGACGGGGCCCAAUUAAGAUAGAUGGUCGAAAUAAUAAGAAACUAACGAGCGGAGUAUCAGAUCCGAAGGCUUGGCUCUUUUCAAAAGAGGACACGAAAAUAUCAGUCGAAAGGAAUGCAUUGGAAAUUCGUACAAGUAUAGCCGAUACAGGUGUGCAAAAGGAGUCUCUGGCUCAUGUGAGACAUGAUGCAUCUGGGAGUCCGGAUGAAGUGGGAUUUCCACGGCUCCAGCCAGGAGACCCCCUCAAUGUCAGCAAUGGCACAAACAGUGAUCCGGAGAGUCAUCAUGAUGCCAUUCCUGGCACCAAUAAGCAUGGACAGCAACCAAAUGAUGGUGAAGAGUACGCGAAUACCAAACAGCAGAAAAAGAAGAGGACGCGCUCUACCACGAAUGAACGUGACGGUGACAUGCAAUCCCAGCCAACGGCGCUCAAAUUGACAUCAAAGCAAGAUCAACCAAAAAGCAUGGAUAGUCAACUAAAGGGAUUUCUAGAGCACAAACGGAAGAUAGAAGAAGAUGAACGAAGUAAACGACCUCACAAAUACAUUGAAGUCGUUAGAGGUAAAGAUAAACGCGCAAAACUCAAGGGGUACGAUUGUGAUCACUGUAGGAGGUUUCAUGAACUAGCAGGUGGUCAGCUAACAGCUCAGCAGCGCAUACAAUUGACCUCGAAGCAUAGACAUACGUCCUCGCCCGUAAAGACCCCCCCUGGUAUCUGGGCCAUGACUUUUGAUACUACUUACACUGAUCCGCCAGACACUGAUAGCAUGAGCCAAAUACCAUGAUCGUACUGGUAUAUACGGCCCGAGUCUGUCCGUGCAAGAGAUCGCAUUGCGAAUACGGGGCACAGCUUCUGACGCAGCCAAUCCCGAAUGGCAGCAGUAUAAAAUAAAAUACAGAUGUGCGGCCAA
Sphaeroforma arctica JP610 is the source of this 2031-nucleotide messenger RNA. RefSeq lists its product as hypothetical. The record is from RefSeq and is a predicted model, not a curated record. Gene Ontology annotation, biological process: DNA double-strand break processing involved in repair via single-strand annealing; double-strand break repair via homologous recombination. Gene Ontology annotation, cellular component: site of double-strand break. NCBI's taxonomy places the organism in Eukaryota, Ichthyosporea, Ichthyophonida. Gene Ontology annotation, molecular function: damaged DNA binding; flap-structured DNA binding; Y-form DNA binding. The transcript has 6 exons. The coding region runs from base 1 to 1905 and encodes 634 amino acids.